Molecule: messenger RNA, 2003 nt
Organism: Xylaria bambusicola
Lineage: Eukaryota; Fungi; Ascomycota; Sordariomycetes; Xylariales; Xylariaceae
Exons: 8
Coding region: 277-1722 (481 amino acids)
Source: RefSeq, a predicted model, not a curated record
GAUUUCUCUUCCCCUCCCUCAUACAUAGCCGAGAGUGUCUAAUGAUCGCAUCCCAAAAUUAACAUAUACUUCUUGAAAGCUUUUGAAUUAAUUGACAGCAUUUCCAUAUUCGCGUUCAUGGCUGGCGGUUGAUACCCCGCGCUUAUACUUUCCUAGAAUACUUCCUUCACGACUAUUCACUAAUCGCCUAUGCCCACAUCCAGCCAUGCUGCGUAGCGGGUCUUGCAGCUGUCUUCACGAUCCAUUGCAACCAAGUGAUGACCAGUAUUUUCACCCAUGUUGCGGCACAGCCUGCCUGUCCCAAACAUCAAGUACGACGUCGCUUCCAAUCUCCCUAGUUAUAUGACCGGUGGAGCCCAUUCAAUAAAGCCAUAUGAAGAGCCAUCAUGUGGCGCUUGCACGAAUUUCCAACGAUCUAGCUGUAGUUCUGCAGUGCUCUCUAUCCCUUAUAAAUCCACGACUAGGAUACUGCAUUCCGACGCUCAACAUCGUCAGUAUCGAAUCAUGGAACAGCUACCUUCGUGUGCGCUGAACUGUCUUGCUCGUGCUGCUAUCGCUGCUGAUUGUGGUCUCACUGACAUCUCGUGCGCAUGUGGUAGUAAAGUCUACUUCAACUCCGCGACAUCUUGUGUCACCGUCGCUUGCAGUGUUAGGGAAGCACUUUACACCCAAAACCAGACGUCAGCUUUAUGUCAUGUCGAACCAUAUACCGAUAGGCGAUUCGUCCCUGUGAUCAUAGCAUUUUUCAUUCUCACUUUGAUUGUUGUUCUGCUGCGUAUCGCCUCACGGGUCGUGUCACAAGCAAAGUUUUGGUACGAUGAUUACUUCAACUUUGCGGCUUUUGUGGCCACUAGCGUGUACACCUUGAAUGAUAUUUCUCUGUCAAAUGACGGGUUUGGCGUUGAUCUUUGGGCUGUCCCGCAAGGAAACAUCGAUUACAUUCUCAUUAAUUUCCUUGUCGGCUCGGUUCUAUACUUAACGUCUAGAGCACUCGUUCGCAUCUCAAUCAUCUUAUUCUAUUUACGCAUAUUCGGCACAACAAGUGCCAAAGCUAUUAUCAUGUGGACACUGGCCGUCGUGGUGAGCCUAUUCUUCGGAGCUCUAUUUCCCAUCAUCUUCCAGUGCUCUCCAGUAAGCUAUACUUGGCUGCGCUGGGAUGGCACUCACCAAGGUCAAUGCAUCAACUUCCGCAUCUUUAUUUGGGCUAUUACAAGCAUCGCCAUUGCUGUGGACUUUUGGAUUGUCAUCGUUGCCUAUAGACUCGUGGCUCCUCUACAUCUACCUCUCAAGAAAAAGAUUAUGGUGUCUGCUAUGUUUGCUACAGGACUUCUUACUAUCGCCAUCAGCAUUGCCAGACUGCCAUACAUCGAUCAGUUCACUGUGACUAAGAACCCUACUAUCGACUGGGUACCUAUUACCCUUUGGUCUGCACUGGAGAAUUUUGUGGGAGUCAUCUGUGCCUGUUUACCUAGCCUCCCGGCUCUCCUGAAAUCCCGCCUAAGGUCGAAAACUUUAAACACGAGCGGGGAUCGCAGUAUUUUAGGCUCGCAAAGUGCGAAGGUUGGCGGACAUGAGAUAGGGUCUCUGAAAUACGCUCCCAUAUACGAAAUGGAGACUGUUCAUGGGCAGACGUCACAUAUAUAUCAAGGAGGCGGAAAUGGCCCUGUUGGAAGCCCGCAUAGGACUCACAAUUUCGGUGAUCCGGGAUCUAAGACUCCAUAAUCAUGUAGGAGAAACGGGCCGUCUCAGCAGCGCGCUGAAGAGCAAAGCUAACGAUAGGAGAGUGGGAAAGGGAAUAGUGGAAGCUACAGAAGAUUCGCAGUUGAAAUAUUUAUUAAUUUAUCUUUCAUUAUCUUGCCCUUAUAUGCUUAAUUAAUAUACACACAGAGUGAGUAGCACUUCUGGGAUUAUGUUCCUUAUGUUAUCAGAGAAUCACGACAUUCCCAUACUCCAGUAGCUUCUCAGCCCGAAGAAAGGCUUGGGCUUCUUGUGCAACAACAAGA